GGUGGGCGAGGCUGUGUGGUUUCCUUGGAUACCGAGGACGCGACUUCUUUGGAGAGGGUGGAGCUUUGAAGUGCGACUCAAGAGCUGUAACCCACAGAGAAAAAUAGCCUAAAUAAGGAUCGGGACGAAGGGAAGGGAAUUGUGAAAAAUGGAAGACAGCACCACAGACACAGAACAAGAAGAGGGAGAGGAGAAAGAUGAAAAGGAUCAAGAACACCCCAUUUAUGCCAUAGCGCCCACAAUUAACAUCCGAGAUGAGCGGUUGGUUGAUUUAUCUACAACUCCAGCUUUCAUUUGUCUGCAUGAGUUACAUGCUAUGGGAAAGCUUCCCGGAACCAGAAUGGCAGAGUUGAAAGCCAAGUACACCUUGCUGCAUGACACCGUGAUAAGCACGCAAGAGUCAGAGGUCCAGCUGCUACAGGAUGCCAAACGUUUCACAGAGCAAAUACAACAGCAGCAGUUUCACCUGCAGCAAGCUGACAAUUUCCCAGAGGCGUUCACCACCGAGGUCUCCAAGAUGCGAGAGCAGCUUCUCAAGUAUCAAAAUGAAUACAAUGCGGUGAAGGAAAGAGAGUUCCAUAAUCAGUACAGAUUAAAUAGCUUAACAGAAGAAAAAAACCUCAUAAUAAAGGAAUUCGAGAAGAUACCUAAGCCAGGGGAAAUGGAGAAGAAGAUGAGAGUGUUGAAAGAAAGCACUGAGGAAUUACGGAAGGAAAUAAUGCAGAAGAAAUUAGAAAUUAAAAACUUACGGGAAGAUUUGACAUCGAAGCAAAAGCAAUUAGUAAAGGAGCAGAAGGAACUAGAAGAAUUGUUAGAGUAUCAGGUCAACCUAAAGGAUGAAGUGGUCCACCACCAAACCAUUCCUGUACAAAUUGGAAAAGAGAUAGAAAAAACAACACGCAAAAAAGUAGAAAUGGAAAAGAAAAAACUUGUCUUAGAACGUGAACUCAAAGAGCUAAAUGACUCCCUAAAGAAAGUUGAAAACAAAAUUAAUGCUGCAAUGGAAGAGAAGGAGGAAGUAAUAAAGGAAGUUGAAGGCAAACGAGCUUUACUCGAAGUCAAAGAGCGAGAAUAUAACCAAUUGGUCAAGCUAUUGGAAUUAACCAGAGAGAGUGAAGCAACUUCAGUAACUGAGAGAGGGAUCUUGGAUCUCAAUUUACGAAACUGUCUCAUUGACAAGCAGAACUACCAUGAUGAACUUUCUCGUAAGCAAAGAGAGAAAGAACGAGAUUUUCGAAAUUUAAGAAAGAUGGAGCUGCUCCUGAAAGUGUCCUCGGACGCACUCACUCAGACACAAGCCCUGCAUCGAAGGCUGCUGUUGGAGAUGGAAGCUAUCCCUAAAGAUGACACUACAGUAUCUGAGAGACGCAGAGAACUCCACAAGGAAGUUGAAGUAGCUAAAAGGAAUUUGACCCAACAGAAAAUCCUAUCAGAAGCUGAGUCUAAGUUAGUGGAACAGCAACUUGCAGAAGAAAACAAGCUUCUGAAGGAGCAAGAGAACAUGCGAGAUCUGGUGUUCAACCUCGUCCGACUGACGCAAAUCAAAAUUGAUGAGAAGGAGCAAAAGUCCAAGGACUUCCUGAAAGCUCAGCAAAAAUAUAACAGCAUUGUUAAGGAGAUCAAAGCUAAGGAUCUUGAAAUCAGGAUACAUAGGAAGAAAAAACGUGAAAUUCAUCGGAGACUCAGAGAGUUUGCUAAACUGUAUGACACUAUUCGAAAUGAAAGAAACAAACUUGUUAACUUACUUCACAAAGCUCACCAGAAAGUAAAUGAAAUCAAAGAAAGGCAUAAAAUGAUAUUAAAUGAACUGGAAAUUUUAAGAAAUAGUGCAGUUACUCAAGAAAGAAAGCUACAAAAUUCUAUGCUGAAACAUGCCAACAAUGUUACCAUCAGACAAAGCAUGCAAAACGAUGUGUGCAAAAUUGUAGCAAGACUCCAAGAAAUGAAAGAGAAGAAGGAAGCACGCUUAAACAACAUUGACAGACUCGCCAACAUGAUCACGAUGAUUGAGGAGGAGAUGGUGCAGCUUCGCAAAAAAUACGAGAAAGCCGUUCAGCAUCGAAAUGAGAGUGGUGUUCAGCUAAUAGAGCGGGAAGAGGAAGUGUGCAUCUUCUAUGAAAAAGUGAACAUCCAAGAGAAGAUGAAGCUAAAUGGAGAGAUUGAAAUACAUGUCCUGGAAGAGAAGAUCCGUUUCCUGAAACUGAAGAUUGCUGAGAAGCAAAGACAGAUUCACGUGACCCGGAAGUUACUGCCAGCCAAGCAGUCCCUGGACGCAGACCUCGCCGUGCUCCAGAUUCAGUUUUCACAGUGUACAGACAAAAUAAAAGACCUGGAGAAACGGUUUGUAAAUCCUGAGAGUGAGAACAGAACCCGCUUCCUUCCGGGGAAAGACAUGACUGAAGAGGAAAUGGUCAAAAAAUUAGACGAGAUGAAUGGCUACCGGAAGAAGAUCAAAGAUGCUACUGAAAAAAUGAUGGCUCUUGUUGCCGAGCUGUCCAUGAAGCAAGCUCUGGCCAUUGAACUCCAAAAGGAAGUCAGGGAGAAAGAAGAAUUCAUCUUCUCUUGCAAUUCCAGGAUAGAAAAGGGUCUGCCACUCAAUAAAGACAUUGAGAGAGAAUGGUUGAAGGUACUUCGAGAUGAAGAAAUGUAUGCCUUGGCCAUCGCUGAAAAGUCUCGGGAGUUCUUGGAAGCAGAUAAUCGCCAGCUGCCCGAUGGUGUUUACACGACUGCAGAGCCGCGUCCAAAUGCCUACAUCCCAGAGGCUGAGGCCACUCUUCCUUUGCCAAAACCGUAUGGCGCUCUGGCUCCUUUUAAGCCCAGUGAGCCUGGGGCCAAUAUGAGGCACAUAAGGAAACCUGUUAUAAAGCCAAUAGAAAUCUGAGUAUGUGACCAAUGCAGGCUUCUCGAGGAGUUGUGUCAACCAGGCUUCCUCAUAUCUACAGCUGGAAAUGUCAGUGUAAUCGCUCCAAACUACACACAAACAUGGCAUCCAUCAUCAACCACGGAGGGCCACACGGCAUCCUUUCACACCGACCUGUCACCAGGCUUCAUGUGACGUUGAGUAGGACACAGAAUUGUCCUACAACUAUGUCAAAGAGGAUAUCUGCAUUGCCCAUUUCUGUCUUUUUCACUCUGUAUAUUGACUACCUUUCAGAAAUAUAUAGUAGGCCAGGCCCUAUGAAAACGCAAUAAAAUAAAUCAGUUUUCAAUGACAUACAGAAA
Molecule: messenger RNA, 3222 nt
Organism: Equus caballus (horse)
Lineage: Eukaryota; Metazoa; Chordata; Mammalia; Perissodactyla; Equidae
Gene: CCDC146
Product: coiled-coil domain containing 146
Cellular component (GO): cytoskeleton
Source: RefSeq, a predicted model, not a curated record